AUGGGAGGUGAAAAUACCAUGGAAGAAUCUAUGGACAUUGAAGUUAUGCCAUCAACGAGUGGUUAUAACAUAAAAAGUACCGAAAAAGAUGAUAAAUCGAUACAUUUACCAUGGAUUGAAAAGUAUCGACCUCAAACUUUUUCUGAGAUUGUUGGUAAUGAAGAUACAGUAUCUAGACUCUCUGUUUUUGCUCAACAUGGGAAUUGUCCAAAUAUUAUUAUUGCUGGCCCACCAGGAGUUGGUAAAACUACAACUAUACUAUGCUUAGCACAUAUUCUUUUAGGAUCAGCUUUUAAGGAAUCAGUUUUGGAAUUGAAUGCCUCAAGUGAAAGAGGAAUUGAUGUUGUGAGAAAUAAAAUUAAAAUGUUUGCACAAAAAAAGGUAAAUUUGCCAAAAGGGAAACAUAAGAUUAUAAUUUUAGAUGAAGCUGAUAGUAUGACAGAUGGUGCACAGCAGGCAUUACGUAGAACAAUGGAAAUAUAUAGUAACACAACAAGAUUUGCAUUAGCUUGCAAUAAUAGUGAAAAGAUUAUUGAACCAAUACAGUCACGUUGUGCUAUGUUAAGAUAUGGAAAAUUAUCAGAUGCACAAAUUUUAGCAAAAGUUAUUGAAGUUUGUAAUAAAGAAAAUGUGUCCUAUGCAGAUGAUGGUUUAGAAGCAAUAGUAUUUACUGCACAAGGUGACAUGAGACAGGCGCUAAAUAAUUUGCAAGCGACAUAUAACGGUUUUAAUCAUGUAAAUAGCGAGAAUGUUUUUAAAGUUUGUGAUGAACCUCAUCCAUUACUUGUUAAGGAAAUGCUUCAAUUUUGUACACAGGCUAACAUUUCCAAAGCAUAUGGGGUAAUGGAACAUUUAUGGAAAAUGGGAUACUCUGCAGAAGAUUUAAUUAGUAACAUAUUUAGAGUUUGUAAAAGUCUUCCUGUUGAUGAAACAUUAAAAUUAGAUUUUAUAAAGGAAAUUGGAAUAACUCAUUUAGGAAUUGUAGAUGGAAUUAACAGUUUGUUACAAAUGAACAGUCUCCUUGCUCGACUUUGUCAGAAGGCUGUGCAGAGUUAA
Messenger RNA from Habropoda laboriosa, 1056 nucleotides. RefSeq names its product replication factor C subunit 2 (gene RfC4). Gene Ontology annotation, cellular component: DNA replication factor C complex; nucleus. Gene Ontology annotation, biological process: DNA-templated DNA replication; DNA repair. NCBI's taxonomy places the organism in Eukaryota, Metazoa, Arthropoda, Insecta, Hymenoptera, Apidae. The record is from RefSeq and is a predicted model, not a curated record. The coding region runs from base 1 to 1056 and encodes 351 amino acids. The transcript is spliced from 6 exons. Gene Ontology annotation, molecular function: DNA clamp loader activity; ATP hydrolysis activity; DNA binding.